CGGCUAAACUUACUAAAAUACCCUUAACUACUACUCGUGCCUCCAACAGUCCACCCCUCUUAAAAUCAACCUUGACCUCAAGGUUAAAACGAAAACAACUCCCACAACACGACUAAGAACAUAAUCAAAUCUAACGAAGACUUCUACUAAUAAUAAAUGAAAAUGGCAAUUGGUGGUGAGUAUGAAGCUGGCAAUUGAGGCGUUCCUCCCAUUGUCUAGAGAUCGGCUAAUGAAUUUGGAAGUGGCAGGCUGUGACUUCUUCCUUUUUCCUCCACAUCCUCUUAGCUUUCCUCUUUCUGAACUUCCACAUAUGUAUCAGGAUCCCACAGCUUUGUAAUGGAAAUAAUAAUGGACCAAUCCUCCAUUCUAUUUGACCCUCCAGAUGAAUCCCCUUCACCGCUAGCUUGGUGAUUUGUUGUGGGCUCAGAAGCUUCAAGAUCUCAACUGCAAAUUGCAUUGUGAUAGAAAUAGUUGGGAUGGACAUUUUUGUUGUUGGGAGCUUGGCAGCCACGAAGACCUUCACUGGUUGUUUUAUACUUUUAUUGCAGCGAGUGAAGCUGUACCCUGGUGAUGACAUAGAGUCUUGGCGGAGACUAUCUUAAACAUGGUAACAACAACGACAACCUUGGUAGAAAUCUCCUCACCAACUGUUGGCGACGACGAGAUGGAGAGGAAUGCGCUCUUGUUCUUCAUUGCAUCUGAGCUAGAGGCUCGCUUGGAAGAAGAAGGCCCCAUCGUCGCUGAGACUUCUCCUUCUGUUGUCUUGGUAGCUGCGACUGAGAGCGUCCCACCAUCGCCGAGUUCCCGCGACGCCAAGGCCUUCGUCGGCUCGAUCGGAUGAGUUCGAUUCUCGUCCCCCUCUCGCAGUACACGUCCAACCUCCGCACAAAAUCGCAAGGUUCCAGCCCCCUGUACCCCUCCAAAGUGAGACAGGUCGCGGCGGUGGAGAGCAUCGCAUCGCUGAGUUUGCCCGAAUCUGGCUCCUUUGUUUGUUCAACCCGAUGAGACUGGUUCGCCGCCAUCUCGCGCAAUUGUCGUUUGUACGAAUCGAACUGCUCCUACAGUCGUUCCAUGAAACUCUUGACCGCUACCUCGAACGCUCCCAAAGAUUGGAACCGCUCUAAUACCAUAUGAUGAAUGGAUGAUGGGUAGAGAUGAUUGAAUUCAGGAUUGAGAAGAAGAUACUUGGAGAUUUGGAGAAUAUUCGAACAUAACUAGGGAUUGGAAAGGAGAUUCGGAUAAUCUAACGAUGCUUUGAUAAUUUGUUUAUUGAUUGAUUCUAACGAAAUAUGUAAAACGACAAUAUAUAGACGCUAACCCGAAACCCUAAUCAACCUACUCGACUAAAUUUACUAAAAUAUCCUUAACUACUACUCGUGCCUCCAUCAAUAUAUUAGAGCCUUCAUAAUAUAAUGCUGAGGCUCCA
This is a messenger RNA of Linum trigynum, 1426 nucleotides long. Lineage: Eukaryota; Viridiplantae; Streptophyta; Magnoliopsida; Malpighiales; Linaceae. The record is from the annotation of a GenBank genome assembly.